AAGCAAGAGUUGAGAAUGAAGCUCCUCAUGCGAGGGGUUACAUAAGUCAUGCUGCCACUGCCUUGGUCGGUGCCGUGGUGGGUGGUCUCGGAACCAUUGCUCUGCUGGCCUCCCUGCCUCCCGACUUCUUCAACUAGAGCGGCCAAUAAACGAGUGUAGGGAGGGGGCUUGGGGGGGGGGGGGGGGAUCUUCACAUUGGGUGGUGUCCUGGAAUGAAUAGUCGGGUCGUAUGGUUCAUGUAUGCUUGCUUUGCUUAAGGAGGAGCGAGGGAUGCAGAGAUUCAACUAGGCGCAUAGGAUUUCUUUUUUCGGACUGCAGAUUGCAAUGCCCAGACUUUUUGUCUUCUUUGUCCUUAUUUUCCCCCUUCUUUCUGUCUUUAGCUUUAUCCCCCUCCAUCAGUUGCUAUGUAGUAAUGACUUACAAUUCAGUUGGUCUCGCAUCCUGUACGAGGGAAAAUCACCACACAUGUCGGAAAAGGGUCCCCCCAGCCUGCCCUGCAGUGUUCUACCUUCUUUCCACUGCUCCAAACCUUCCAUUUUCCCAGUCCGUCACACUCGGAGGAUGUUGUCAAACUCGGCCUACCCGGUUCUUUGGGUGUUGCGUUCAGCCCUAGCCCAAAGUCUCAUGUGGGCUGCGGUGAAAGGGUCGAGGGAACGAAGGGGAUUGAUUUGAGGCAGU
This is a messenger RNA of Penicilliopsis zonata CBS 506.65, 678 nucleotides long. RefSeq lists its product as hypothetical. Bases 230 to 613 code for a protein of 127 amino acids. The transcript is spliced from 2 exons. The record is from RefSeq and is a predicted model, not a curated record. Lineage: Eukaryota; Fungi; Ascomycota; Eurotiomycetes; Eurotiales; Aspergillaceae.